GGAGUGAGGUAUUCUGCAGGCCGCUGUAAUGGCGACUCUAUGUGUCUGAUCCGAGUCUCAGCUCACUGCAUCCGCGCGGUUCCUCACACAGCAUCGGGCUUUUCUCCUAAAUCUGCGACCUUCCGAGGGAGUUAAAGGGAAACAUUAACAAAGGCUGGAAUUAUUCGUUAAAUGAGCAGCGGCCGGAAUAACCGAGUCAUGAUGGAAGGAGUGGGCGCUCGAGUGAUCCGCGGCCCGGACUGGAAGUGGGGGAAGCAGGACGGAGGUGAGGGACAUGUAGGCACCGUGAGGAGCUUCGAGAGCCCCGAGGAGGUGGUCGUGGUCUGGGAUAACGGUACCGCGGCGAACUACCGCUGCUCCGGGGCCUACGACGUCCGGAUACUGGACAGCGCGCCUACAGGUAUCAAGCACGACGGCACCAUGUGCGACACGUGCAGGCAGCAGCCCAUCAUCGGCAUCCGCUGGAAAUGCGCCGAGUGCGCCAACUAUGACCUCUGCACCACCUGUUACCAUGGAGACAAACACCACCUAAGACACAGGUUCUACCGCAUCACCACGCCGGGCAGCGAGAGGGUUCUCUUAGAAUCUCGGCGCAAAUCAAAGAAGAUAACGGCGCGAGGAAUCUUCACCGGAGGCCGCGUGGUGCGAGGAGUGGACUGGCAGUGGGAGGACCAGGACGGAGGAAAUGGCAGGAGAGGAAAGGUGACGGAGAUCCAGGACUGGAGUGCUGCGAGUCCUCAUAGCGCCGCCUACGUCCUAUGGGACAACGGGGCCAAGAACCUUUACCGAGUCGGCUUUGAGGGCAUGUCGGACCUGAAAUGUGUGCAAGACGCAAAAGGAGGAACUUUCUACAGAGACCACUGUCCAGUCUUAGGUGAGCAGAAUGGGAACAGGAACCCCGGAGGGCUGCAAAUCGGAGACCUGGUCAACAUCGACUUGGACCUGGAGAUCGUCCAGUCUCUGCAGCAUGGCCACGGAGGAUGGACAGACGGCAUGUUUGAGACGCUCACCACUACGGGCACGGUGUGCGGCAUCGACGAGGACCACGACAUCGUCGUCCAGUAUCCCAGCGGCAACAGGUGGACAUUUAACCCGGCUGUCCUGACCAAAGCGAAUGUGGCGCGCAGCGGCGAGGUCCCGGCCGGAGCUGAAGGAGGAAGCUCGCAGUUCAUGGUGGGAGAUCUGGUGCAGAUCUGUUACGACAUCGACCGCAUCAAACUGCUGCAGAGAGGACACGGAGAGUGGGCAGAGGCCAUGCUGCCGACUCUGGGGAAGAUGGGCCGUGUGCAGCAGAUCUACUCUGACAGCGACCUGAAAGUGGAGGUGUGUGGCACGUCCUGGACCUACAACCCGGCCGCCGUCACUAAAGUGGCUUCGGCUGGUUCUGCCAUUACUAACGCAUCUGGAGAGCGUCUGUCUCAGCUGCUGAAGAAGCUGUUUGAGACGCAGGAGUCUGGAGACAUCAACGAGGAGCUGGUGAAGGCUGCGGCUAACGGAGACCUGGCCAAGGUGGAGGACAUCCUCAAGAGACCGGACGUGGAUGUGAAUGGACAGUGCGCAGGACACACGGCCAUGCAGGCGGCCAGUCAGAACGGCCACGUGGACGUCCUCAAGCUGCUGCUGAAACACAACGUGGAUCUGGAGGCUGAGGAUAAGGACGGAGACCGGGCCGUUCAUCACGCGGCGUUUGGAGACGAAGGCUCCGUCAUCGAGGUCCUGCACCGAGGCGGAGCCGACCUCAAUGCUAGGAACAAGCGCAGACAGACGCCGCUGCACAUCGCAGUCAACAAGGGUCACCUGCAGGUGGUGAAGACGCUGCUGGACUUCGGCUGCCACCCCAGCCUUCAGGACUCGGAGGGAGACACGCCUCUCCAUGACGCCAUCAGCAAGAAGAGAGACGACAUGCUGUCCGUUCUGCUGGAGGCCGGCGCCGAUGUCACCAUCACCAACAACAACGGCUUCAACGCCCUCCAUCACGCGGCACUGCGGGGGAACCCCAGUGCCAUGCGCGUGCUGUUAUCUAAGCUGCCACGGCCGUGGAUAGUGGAUGAGAAGAAGGACGAUGGUUACACUGCCCUUCACCUGGCUGCUCUUAACAAUCACGUAGAGGUUGCAGAGCUUCUAGUCCACCAGGGAAGUGCCAGUCUGGAUAUACAGAACGUAAACCAGCAGACGGCGUUGCACUUGGCCGUGGAGCGCCAGCACACGCAGAUCGUCCGGCUGCUGGUGAGAGCCGAGGCCAAGCUGGACGUACAGGACAAGGACGGAGACACGCCGCUGCAUGAGGCCCUCCGUCAUCACACCCUGUCCCAGCUCCGGCAGCUCCAGGACAUGCAGGACGUCAGCAAAGUGGAGCCCUGGGAACCUUCCAAGAACACGCUGAUUAUGGGACUGGGGACUCAAGGAGCAGAGAAGAAGAGUGCCGCCUCCAUCGCCUGCUUCCUGGCAGCCAACGGCGCCGACCUGACCAUCCGUAACAAGAAGGGCCAGUCUCCGCUUGACCUGUGCCCUGACCCAAGCCUGUGCAAAGCCCUGGCCAAGUGCCACAAGGAAAAGAGCAGUGGGCAGGUGGGCUCGCGUAGCCCGUCUCUCAACAGCAACAACGAGACCCUGGAGGAAUGCAUGGUGUGCUCGGACAUGAAGCGGGACACGCUGUUCGGACCAUGCGGCCACAUUGCCACCUGCUCGCUCUGCUCUCCUCGCGUCAAGAAGUGUCUCAUCUGUAAAGAGCAGGUCCAGUCCAGGACCAAGAUUGAAGAGUGUGUGGUUUGCUCAGACAAGAAAGCAGCCGUGCUCUUCCAGCCCUGCGGUCACAUGUGCGCCUGCGAGAACUGUGCCAGCCUGAUGAAGAAGUGUGUACAGUGUCGGGCAGUGGUGGAGCGGCGUACUCCUUUCGUCCUGUGCUGCGGAGGGAAAGGUAUGGAGGAUGCCACUGAUGAUGAGGACCUUACAGGGGGCUCUAACUCAGUGGCAGGGGGGUCGCAGGAGCUUCUCCAGCCCAACAAUCUGGCGCUAAGUUGGUCCAGUGGCAACAUCCCAGCCUUGCAGAGGGACAAGGACAACACAAAUGUCAAUGCAGAUGUGCAGAAGCUCCAGCAGCAGCUCCAGGACAUCAAAGAGCAGACCAUGUGCCCGGUGUGUCUGGAUCGUCUGAAGAACAUGAUCUUCAUGUGCGGCCAUGGCACGUGCCAGCUGUGUGGGGACCGCAUGAGCGAGUGCCCAAUCUGCCGGAAGGCUAUCGAGAGGCGGAUCCUGCUGUACUAGAGCUUUGGGCCUCCGGCUCCUCCCUGCUUCACACCGCAGCACCCGCUCCUGUGGCUGAUGCUCAUCAGUGUUAUAUCAAUUCUUUUUUUUUUCCUUUUGAUAUGGUCUUAAAGCAACUUUCUGGACUCAUGUUUUGUUGCAUCAUGGCUUAUUCUCUUGGUUUCAUUACAAGCUCAUUGCAUGGUGGAAGAGGAAACCAUUGUGUCUUGUGCUCUACUUGAUUGUCCAUAUCCACUUUUUGGCUUCUCCAUAAAUGUAACCUUGCUUAUUAGGGAUAAUUUUUAUUUCACAGAGUGCAUCAAAUCUGUGUACCAGAUUUUCCGAGCUCAGAAUACUACAACACUAUGAGUCUUUACCUAUGCAGCAUGUUCUCCUUCUGCAUCUAAUGGGACUGCUGAGCAGAAGCUUGCGCUUGCACUUUGUGUGCUUUCUACCCACUACCAUUUUUUAGCAUCAGGGAAAACUUGCAAGCUUAGAAAAGGAUGCACCGAUUUUAACAGAAAAGCUUUCGAAACCAAUGUUUAGAUCCCCACAAGACCACAGCCAUCCGUGGAACAAAGCUAUCUGGGUGGGCGGGGUUAUUCCAUCCACAGUCAAUCACACCAACACUAGCCAGUAACGGCACUAUGAGGUAGCAGAUUGACAGGAUGCGGUUAUCUGGCUUGACGUGUCUCAGAGGAGCCUGCAAGUCAUUCGUGCUGUAAACAUAAAAGAUGUAUUUCCUGGUCAGGUUCUGCUUGGACAUAAGGUGCAGAAGGCAACGUCAGAGAGUGGCCAACUGUCUCAGAAUAACCAGAGACCAAUAAGUAGUAGUUGUUUAGAAGGUUCUUUGUUGGGUUCUCCUUAGACCUGAAGUACAGAAGAUGACCUCAGAGUCAGGCCAACAAGUAACAGUCCCAGAAUAACCAGAGACCAAUAUGCAAUAGUUGUCUAGAAGGCUCUUUGUUGGGUUCUCCUUGGACCUAAAGUACAGGAGACAACCUCAGAGUCAGGCCAACAGGAAACUGUCCCAGAAUAACCAGAGACCAAUAUGUAGUAGUUGUCUAGAAGGUUCUAUGUUGCUGCAUGUCAUUCAUGCUGUAAACCUAAACGCAUUUCUUUAAGUAGCGCUCCGUAGAUCUUGCUAACAAGACGGAAGUUGAUUUCUUACAAGUAACAUCGAUGAAUCGAACAGCAAACAUGGUAAACGUGGAAAAGGUGCUAGCUUGAAGUCAGCCAGCUAAAGUGACCCCAUUCUACUCCGUUUCAUCAAAGCAAAAACACCAGAUUUUGUAGAAGCUGUUACAAAAAAUCAGCACCUUCAGUCACAGCCGCUAGGACAUGGAGUACUCCAGCAUCAAAAAUGGGCGUCUAUAGUGAACAAAAAAAACACUACUCACCCAAGCUCCUAAUUCAACAACAAACCAUACAGUAAAUUGGCUCAGUUAGUGUGAGGAUGUUAGGAUACUUGUAAGAAGGGUCACCAGGAUGUCUUAAUCCAAACCUAGAUACUGUAUCAGAUGUGAGAAGUUCUACCAGGGCCUUGGUCCUGUCCAAAUUAGGCUGCUUGGAACGAUCACGAAUAGUAAACCUUGUAUACACCCGGUUUCUUAAAUUUGAGCAGUUAAGCUAUAGGUGUGUAAAUAUGUAAUAUAAAGAUCCUGACCCUGAAUCUUAUAAACAGAAACGUUCCACAGGUGAUGUGUCUGAAGCUGAGACGUUUCUAAUAGACUUUUCACCAGCACUGUACUGAUCUUAGCAUGAGGAACUUGUGUAUGCAUAUAUAAACACGCCGGUCAGUCAGAUCAAGAAAUCCCAAAUCUCUAUAUUGAUUAUAUCGAUUGAGUUUUGAAGAAUCGGUGCAUCCUUUAAACCCUCAUUUAAGCCCAAGAUUGACGAACUUCCUCUGCUUUCUUCGAGCUACUGCGAACACGAGAGCGCGAUCGAGCGAAGCCGAGAAACACUAAACGCUACACACACUACACACACACACACACACUGUCAUUAUCUUCUUAUCAAAACUGCCAGAAUACUUUCAGCUGCCAUUUUUUCAAUAUCGUAAUCUACAGUCACGACAUUUCAAGUGACACAUCUCUACCAUUUUAUUUUCAUAACCUAAGUAACAUAAGUAACAUAACCUCCAUCCAGCAGGGUAUGUAAUGAUACCAGCUCUACUACAGUAUAUACACACACUUAGUAUUAUUCUUCCACCUUCCUAGAAAGAAGUGUGAAGGACACGAGGUCUUAAGAGUUUUAAAGAAGAGCACAGAUUCUGCAAAAGAGAUCGGAAGAACUGACCGGACAGUGACGAGAUAGGAAAGAACGAAGCGCUAACGACACUACGAAGCUAAAAUCUCGACCUACAAAUGUUGUGUUUUGGGCGAUAAGUCGUCGUUGUUGGGUUUUUUUUGUUUGUUUUGUUUUGUUUUUUAUUCUUUGUCGACUGAAAUUGAGCGUACAAUCUAAUAUAAAAUUCAAAAAGAGAAGUGUAUACAUUUUUGUUUAUGAUUAAAAAGUAGUACACUAGGUUUUUGAAGCUAGCGCGUUCCAGCAGCGACGAGGAAAGUUCGUAGUCGAAGAGAAACAUUUACCAAAAGACAGAUUGCUCGUGUAGUUCAGCGUGUCUAGGGACUCACGUCGCCAUUCUGAUCCUAACCUCUCUCUUUCUCUCUCUCCUCUCGGACAGUGUUUUUAACCGCGCUGAGGUCAGUGGAACUUGUUAUAUAAUUUAUUGGAGCCGUUCGCAUUUGUAUGACUCUAUAGAUCACCAGUGCAAAACCUUUGGGUUUUUUUUUUUCGUCCGUUCGUUUGUUUUCAUAGGGUGUGGGGAGGAAAACGUAGCUUCAUACUUUUGUCUUUUUAGUAUUUUGUAUCAUUUUCAUCCGAGUAAUCGUUAACACCCGAGGCUUAGAUGCACUAAUGUACUUUACCGCUAGUGUCGUAUUGUGUCAUGGUUAUUUCAAAGGUCUAUUUUGUACCUUAUUUUCAGUACAUAAAGAUUAUCCAGGUUUAAAAAAAUGUAAAAAAAAAAAAAAAUAAAAAAAAAAAAAAAAGAGUUUGAUGUAUGCAGUACGUUUAUCACGGGAAAAUGUCCAUCAGUCUGUAUUGCAAAGAGCUUUUAAAAUUGCAGAAUAAAGAUCUAAUGAAACAGUC
This is a messenger RNA of Hemibagrus wyckioides, 6396 nucleotides long. RefSeq names its product MIB E3 ubiquitin protein ligase 1 (gene mib1). The transcript has 23 exons. Bases 172 to 3264 code for a protein of 1030 amino acids. Gene Ontology annotation, molecular function: protein binding; ubiquitin-protein transferase activity; zinc ion binding. Gene Ontology annotation, biological process: protein ubiquitination. Gene Ontology annotation, cellular component: cytoplasm. NCBI's taxonomy places the organism in Eukaryota, Metazoa, Chordata, Actinopteri, Siluriformes, Bagridae. The record is from RefSeq and is a predicted model, not a curated record.